Molecule: messenger RNA, 2812 nt
Organism: Python bivittatus (Burmese python)
Lineage: Eukaryota; Metazoa; Chordata; Lepidosauria; Squamata; Pythonidae
Gene: ST3GAL1
Product: ST3 beta-galactoside alpha-2,3-sialyltransferase 1
Biological process (GO): sialylation
Cellular component (GO): membrane
Molecular function (GO): beta-galactoside (CMP) alpha-2,3-sialyltransferase activity
Source: RefSeq, a predicted model, not a curated record
UUGAUGUGCGGUGGGGAAGAAUUUAGUGCUGGGCGUAAACUUGGCCUCUCUGGAGGGGAGAAGGCGACAUGAAGAAUCUACAGUUGAGAGCAGACGUCAAGACCCAUGAUGAUCCCUAGCAUGUGCCUACCUCUCUACUGCUAAAGGAGAGCAGUUUCACUCGGAUGGAUCAGGAAAACACAAGGGGAAGAAGUGGAGACCUCCAGUGACAGGAGAAAAUCCAUCAACGGUCUACCCAGGGUUCAGAAAACCGGCCAAGUGAAAAAAGUUGGCAAGGUGGAAAAGGAAUUCCAUCAGCUCACAAGAUCAAGGUUUUUGAAUCCUUAUUCCUGAUGACCUGACCUUGUAUAAGUUCUAACCAGUGACUUUACUAAAAUAUUUUUUAGGGGAAAAAAGUGUUUUUCUUAUCUAAGCUUGAGUUUGCUAGCAAUUUCUUCCCAAAACGAAAAUUACAAUUGUUUUGUUUUGAUUCAACUUUUGGAAGGAGAAAUUAGUCGCCGUUCAAGGAGAGGGGAAGAAGGAAAAAUGCAAAGACCAAUUUUUGUCCUACCUACUUUCGGGUGAAGAGGAAAGAGAGUUUCUUUUGCUUCCUUUUCGUAGCUCGAGAACACCAUCUCAAGGGCCGUUCCUUUGCGUAAACAGCUACUAGUGGCCUAAACAAAGACUUCGGAUUCCCUUUUUUAACCCCACCCUCCCACACCCUACUUAUCUAAUCAUCUUGGGCUCUUGCAUAAAGGAAUCCAUCAGUCGGAAUGAUGCCCCUUCGGAACAGAAGCCUGAAAAUGUUUACUCUUGCCUUACUUUUUAUCAUCACCAUCACAUCAUUCCUGCUCAACUACACGAACAGCAUAGUCUCUACUUCCUGGGAUCCCAAGCAAAUCGCGUACCAGUUUUCAGAGCAGGUUAAAAAACUGCUGAAAUACUCCAGGCGGCCGUGUAGUUGUAACACCUGCAUUUUGGAACAAACCUCAGCCUGGUUUGACGAAAGGUUCAACAUAACUAUGCAACCCUUCUUAACCACCCAGAAUGCCUUCAUACCCCAGGAGAGCUACAGAUGGUGGCUGAAACUCCAGGGAGAAAGAAGUCCCAAGGGCAUUAAUGAGACCCUCCAGGAAUUCUUCAGCUUCAUUCCAGGAGAUUGGGAGCACCUUUCGGAGAGGAGCAGUUCGCGGUGCCGGAGGUGUGCCGUUGUAGGGAAUUCAGGGAAUCUUCGGCGGUCGCAGUACGGCCAAGAGAUCGACACUCAUGACUUCGUGUUUAGAAUGAACAAAGCCCCAACAGUGGGCUUUGAGCCAGAUGUUGGCAGCAAAACCACUCAUCACUUUGUCUACCCAGAGAGCUAUCGAGAACUUGGGGAGGAAGUCAGCAUGAUUCUCAUCCCAUUCAAAAUCUUAGACUUGCGUUGGGUCAUCAGUGCCCUCACAAAUGGCACCAUCAAUCACACGUAUAUUCCUGUUCCUCGUAAGAUCAAAGCCAACAAAGACAAGAUCAUGGUUUAUCAUCCCACUUUUAUGAAAUAUGUUUAUGACAACUGGCUGCAACGUCAUGGGAGGUACCCCUCAACAGGUUUCCUGUCAAUUAUAUUUGCCCUUCACCUCUGUGAUGAGGUGGAUCUGUAUGGCUUUGGGGCAGACAGUAAAGGCAACUGGCACCACUAUUGGGAGAAUAAUCCUUCUGCAGGAGCUUUUCGGCAGACCGGUGUCCACGAUGGAGACUUUGAGUCAAAUGUGACGCACACCCUUGCCUCUGUGGCCAAAGUACGGUUGUUCAAGGGCAGAUGACCCUGGUUGUUGAACAAGCUGUGAUCUCUGGCAAGAAGGAUGGCAGAUUUUUAAAAUAAAUGGAGUCUUGGAGUGGGUGGUCUGUCGUUCCUCAGCUGAGAAUGCUUCGGAGAACUGCAAGCUGCAGUUAGGCAGUUUUGAAAGGCCCCUUGAGUAUGGCUCCAAAGUUUGACAGCAUAGGAAGCACCCUGUUUGGAAAAGGAAUUUCUGCUCAAGACUCUCCUAUUGAAACCAAUGCUUUAGCUCCUUUUCCCUCUUAAGAAUGACCGAAUCUUCAGCUCUACAAAAAGGGGAAGGAAAGGGCAGGGAUUUCCAAACACCAUCUAGUUCCAAAUUACCUCAAAAGACCUUAUUCCAGUUGUGGUCUUUUCUCUGAAGGAUCUUUGCAAGGCCAACCCACACCAGUUCUUGUUCAGUAGGAUGAACGAGAUCUUUGUCUCUUGUGAGCAAAAUGAUUGCCGUGCCGUGCAGGUUCGUGUUUUGAACAUCUAAGCGAAAUGUCCUGUUUCCAGGUAAUAUUACUAUUACUGUUCAGUGUGGCUAUAAGCCAGGAGGGAAGCAGGAGGAUUAAAUAGUUAUAUAUAAAAGAAGAAAAUGCAGGCAAAUUAAUACUUCUAUUUACUUUUUAACAAAUGCUCUGCUACAGCUUGGUUCUCAAUUCUCUUGCAAAGCAGAGAAAUGAAUUAAAGUUGUGCACACACACACAAGCUACGAGAUCUGGGCUCUGCCAAUUUAGACAACCCCUAGAUGGCAUCAAAGGUUAGUUUUACAUUUCUGCUGCCAUCUAGAGAUCAUGGGGAGCUGGGCAGCCCAGAUCUGUUGGCUUAACACAUAUGCAUACACAUGCAAACCUGUCAUUGACAUGUGCCUUUCUAAAACACCCAUAGUAUAAAGGGAGCAUACUUGUCUUUUCCAUUCCCUCAGAGACUGCAAUCUCAGAAUUCCACUUGUUCUAUGAAAAUAAGUGACAUAAUGUUUAAAAACUCAUCCUGUUUUAUAUUGGCUUGUCUUUUUCUGGGUGAAGGAGAGGA